This is a messenger RNA of Porites evermanni, 20579 nucleotides long. NCBI's taxonomy places the organism in Eukaryota, Metazoa, Cnidaria, Anthozoa, Scleractinia, Poritidae. The record is from the annotation of a GenBank genome assembly.
CCAGGUGCCGGAGGAAUUGCCUUUGCAGGUGAUGCUUUUAUACUUUUGAGAGGUAAGUGCGAAGAAAAAUUGUUUAAAACCAUCCUCUGACACCUGUUAUUACGUCACCGAUAACUGUCCUUGCGCGGAGAUGUUGCGUGGAGCAAAAAAACUCCGAUUUCAUUCGAGUGUUUGUGCAAUAUUUAUGCGUGACAAAUUUGCACGCAAGCACCGUUUACUCAGCAAAUUUGUGGUGACAUUAACAUAUCACUUUCCUGUUAUGGGGGUGACGGUUUCCUCCAAGAGGGAAAACAGAAUCCAUAAACACGUCCCUAAGCCAUCAUUUGCCAGCUUUUCGACAUCUGGUACAUUGACUACUGAUUCAUGCAAUCGCGAAGAUGUCGAAGGUGAGCUUUUUCAGAAGCCUUUUGAGCAAAUACAAGCUAAACUGAUAUUUUUAAACAGCUUAGUAUGGCUAACGAAGUAUACGACUUGAGUGGCUCCUUGUACCAGCUGACAUUUUGCCUCACUUUAACUUAUAAACGAUGAUACCAAUUCGCUGCGUGUUCAGUAGAAAGAUUAAGUUUUAUUUAUUAUUUUGUUUGUUUUGAUGUCUGUCUUCGCUCUUGAACGUCUUCUAGUUCGAAAUCAAAACAAUUAACGGAUACAUUUUAAACCUUUUUAUUGUAAUAAGCUUUAAGUCUUACAUUUUUUAUGACUACUGGUGAUAAUGAAGUUAAUUUAAAUUUACAAGGAAGUUUUUUUAUUCCAUUGGUUUCUCCGGUUUUAUGAAGAAUUUUAAAAAAAACUCACGACAAAGAUAUCCCACAAGUCUGGUAUCGAUCCAAGGGUCUCUUAAGGCCUGUUUCAAACUUCGAUCUACUGCUGUGCUACUGAAGCUGUCUCGACUGUAGCUCGACUGCAGCACGACACAUUGAAUUUAAUUCAGUCGAAUAGAACGGUUGUGGCCGAAAACAAAACAAAAAAAGACAGAAACCAAGUCAAGCUACUGCCAUGUAGCAUGACAAGGCUUGCCUUGUGAAAGUCGAAUUUAAUUAAAAAAAAGAUCGUUGUGCCGUGUUGGAUGUAAUAAUAAUCAUCUUUUUCCCAAGAAAUGUACAGUGAAGUUCUCUUUUUGCCAAAAAGCGCGUGUAAAUACUGAGCAAGUGCCCCUUGGGCAUCCCAUAAUACUUCUUAACUCUAAUAAAUUCAAUAAUUGGCUGCUGUAUUGGUAAAAAGGUGUAUUUGUCUGUAUUGGGGGUGGGAAGGGCGUAAUACUGCAAAAGAGGCAGCCUUAGGAUUUAUGAUCUCCAAAAGUUGGCCUUUCUGCCAUAAUAAUGUCUGUUGCCAUCAUUGUUGCAGAUUACUUACUCAGAGUGGCAUAAGAGUCUUUCAUAAAGGCACUAUUACACUGAUAUAAGCUUUCAUUAUGGGAGGUUUAUAUGGGACAUUGUUUAUAAUAACACCCAUCAAAAGAACAUGUCUCACAAUAUUGCAUUAGUCCAGCAUAUGGGUGGUUGCAAAGAGGACUAACUGAUGAUUCUUUUCAUUAAUUUUUAUUGUUAAGUAGGGGCAACUUCAGAAAACACAAGCAUGAUUGAAGUGACUGUGGGCCAGUAUGAUGACUGCUUGGAAGAUGGAACGUAAGCUGGGCAACUAUUCAUCUUAUUCUAAACUCUGCCGCCUGGUUAGCUCAGUUGAGAGAGCGCCAGUCUGCUGAGCUGGAGGUCACAGGAUCAAACCCCUGCAGGACCGAUAACCAGGGUCGUAAAAUAAUUGAGAAGAAAGUGCUGCUUUUGUUAUGACAUAAGGACAAAAAUUAUAGGUCCUGUCCCACAGCACUUUCACAUAUCUGGUUCUUGUGGGACUUAAAAGAACCCACACCACUGUUCGCAAAGAGUAGGAGACGUAGACCCCCUUGGUGUGGCCAACCUUUCCUGGGCUGGGUGGGUUAUCUGUAAUAAGGAGAGAUCUUAAUAUAAGGACAACCUCAUGAUCUGCUUUCAGGAGUCAUAAUGGCUACCUGUCAACAGUGUAGAUGUAUAACUCUUUUCUUGUUUUAAUUUACAGUGCAGGUGGUUGUACAACUGAGGCUGUUAGGAUUAGGAUUAGGGUUUGCACAUCUGCAAUUUAAACCCACCAUUCAACUCUCAAAGAAAAAUUGUAGGGUCUGCCUAAAAAAGCAAAACACAAGACCAAAUAAUUCCUUGAGUCAUUAUGUAAAGCCAUUGAAAUGGUAACAAAAAUGAUUUAACUUCAUUCAUACAGACUGUAAGAACACUGAGUGAUUAGUAUGUUGCAUGAUAUAGUUGGGUGAUUAUGCUAGCAGUUACCUCAAGUUAUCUCCAGAUAUGCACAGUUUUAUGAUGUAGAUAAACAUGUUUUCCCUUGCUGUAAUCCUUACCUAAAAGAAAGCAUUUCUCUGUAAACAUAUGGGAAAGAAAAUACAAAAAAUGUUUUAUAUGGUGUACCUAGUUAAGGUUCGAGUUAUGUGCAUUUCUGGACAUAAAUAGUUAUCUAAUUGGCCAAAAAAUACCUUAGUGGUUUAUAGAAACAUAAAAUGUGUUAAAACUAACAAGAUAAUGUUCUGUCAUUUCAUAAGACGUUGACUCUUUUUGAACUUGCAUUUACUUAUUUCCGAUUCCUUGAUGAUGGCAGCAUAUGAUUGUUGCUGAAACAUCGGAACAUUAUCUCAUUAGUUUGUGCAUGAUUAUGUUGUAAUAAAUUCAUGGUUUGCUUGUAGGAUGAAGACAAUAGACAUUGGUGAGUCAGGGAAAGCACUACUGGUGCGAGAGAAUGGACAGUACUAUGCAAUUGGUCAUAAGUGCACCCACUAUGGAGCUCCGCUUGCCACUGGACACCUCUGCAAUGGUCGUGUACGGUGCCCUUGGCAUGGAGCUUGCUUUAAUGUCAAGACUGGAGAUAUUGAGGAUUUUCCUGGUUUGGAUAGUGUACCAAAAUUUGAGGUAUAGAAGGUAUAAUAAUAUAAUAUUGAAGGAGGAAAGUCCUUCAUGACUUAGGGAUGUCACUAAGAUUUCAAGUUCAAUGAGAGCAGAUGGAAAUUGCUGUUGCUUGAAAUAUCUAUAAGUCCUAUCUGUUCAUCAGUAGGUUGCCUAAACCGUGUAGAUGUAUAGAGAGAUAGAUUGAUGGUUUAUUAAAUAAACUACUAAAUCACAGUCCCUUGGCUGAAUUAUGUAAUUUUACAAUUAUAUGGUAAUAAAACUAUGAUAAUAAUAUGCAAUAAUGUAGUAAUAGUCCAUGAAUGAUAAAACUAUAAUUAAAAAAGUGUUGACAAAUACUUUAAAGAAUGUGAUAGCUUUUUGAAAGAUAUUAAAAUUACGAAAGUUUAAAAAUUCACAGAAAUUUGUCUAUGAUUAUACCAUCUCAGCCAUGGCAUGUAUGAGGGAGUUCCUUGCUUGAUUGGUUUUCAAAUUGGAUACUCGAAAAUUGCACUGUUUUCUUAAAUUGUAACCAUUGUGGUAGUGAGUUGGAGGCAACAGGUUUCUAAUCUUAUGGUUCUGGUCCAAAAGGAUGCUUCUAAAAAGGGUGUUGCAAAGCUGAUCAUUGUGUUCUCCCAAAGGUAUAAUCCCCAAAUCUUUCAACCCAGUGUUGUAGCUGGCACCUGGCACUAUAAUCCAUAUGGCCCAUUUCUCUUUAGCGCACUAGCUCCUUUCUUUAUGUAUUGGGGAGGGUGUGGUAGAAGCAAUAAUUGCACAACUGGUUUAGGUUCCAUUAUAUUGUAAAACUUUUUAGGAGGAUCAGAGCCACCCACAAUGUGAGCACAGUUACUGACAAGGCACAUGACAGGAAAAUGCCCAAAGAAAAUGUAUAAUUUGCUUUAAAUGACAGACUAAAUGCACAAGUCAGUGAAAUAUUUAGUAAAUAAAAGUGCACACACAUUGAAAUUGUGUGCACACACACAACCUACACUAACUAAAGGGAUACUUUAAUGAUAAAAUUAACAAAAGAUAUGGCAACACUAUCCAAGCUAUUCUCAUCUCCAACAGUGUAAUAUUAUAGUUCUUGGCAUUAAUUUUGCUUAGCCGUGGAAUUUUUUUAACCCACUUGUAAAUUGGUACAUUUGCUUUUAUUCAUUUGUUUAUUGAUUUGUUUCUUUUAGGUGGUUAUCAAGAAUGAUAAUGUCAUAGUCAGAGCACAUCCAGAGGUAUUUGAAUAUUUUUAUGCAGUAUUAAUCCCUGAUCUCAACAGGGUUACCCAACAGAGUUUUUACAGGGAGGCUCCACCUCAAGGUCCAACCCCUUAACCUUUUAUAUGCCAUUUUUUAAGUAACCCCUUGUAACCUCCUGUAAUUACUUGGAAACCCUUGUAUCCUCCUGUAAUCUCUUGUAACCCCUUGGUAACCCCCUGUAACCUCUUGUAACCCCCUCUAACCUCCGGUAAUAUCUUGUAACCCCUUGUAACUCCUGGUAGCCCCCUGUAAACCUUUUGUAACCCUUUGUAAGCCCUUGUAACCUCCUGUAUCCCCUUUAAACCCUCGGGCAUUACUCUAAUUAUAAUGUAUUUCUUUGCUUAUUGAUAAAAUUAUUGUUGUUGUUGUUGGUGGGAAAAUAGAACUGGUUACAUCAGUUUUGUGACUUGAAGAAGUUUAAUGGCUGAUUUUCCUUAUAUAGCAAUUAAAAUCCCAUAAGAGAGUCAAGCAGAUGGUGAAAGCAGAUACAAGCUAUGACAAGCGGGUCUUUGUUGUCAUUGGUGGUGGUGAGUUCUUAAUCCUCUUUGUUAAAAUAUGGCAUUUACCUGGGGGAAAACCACUUAAAAGUGGUGGGAGUGCUUGUUUUGCAUUGUGGGGUAAAAUUUGUGGUAUGAUAUCACCUGGGCUAUUAUAGAAUGAUUGUUGUUAUAGAGCUGUCAUCAUGAUGGUAGCUAAAGGAUAUUGAACUUUAAAAUGACAGCUCUAUUUGUUGCCCUGUGCAUUAUUUUGGGCAUCCUAGAAGAUUUGAGCUAUGCCCAUAAAGCGGGAGAUCCACUCUGGUACCUUUAAGGGUAUUUUUUGACUGUACCUGUAUCAUUUUUAUUGGGAACACCUCCUUGGGGGGUCACAGGUUCAGUCCCCCACUUUUAGGCUUGAGACAACUAUGGGUGAAGAAUGACACUCUCCUUUCCCUCCCCCUCUGCCCCACUCCCCCCUCCCCCCCCCACACACACACACACACACACACCAGGGUAGGCUGAGAAAUUCUAAUUUAGCUUUAUAUCUUGACAAUAAUAAAAAUAUUUUCACUCUGAACCAGAGGCUGUAUUGAUUCAUGUAUACACGUAUUGAUACAUGCAGGGUUUUGUAAUCUAAGAUACACCAUUCAAUAUUGAAACCUCUUCAAUAAUACUAUCACCUAUCACACAGAACCAUGAUUUCUAUUUGUUUGACUGUUCUUUAUUGUUGUUUUUUCUUUAGUUUUUCUUUUAAUAAAUUAACUCAGACUUAACUGCGCUUAAAUACUACCCUCCAUCUUGGAUAUUUGUUGAAACCACUGUUAUAAAUUAUAUCUAUGUCAUUGUUGCUGUCGUUGUACAUAAACUUUCAUUAUUAUUUUUUCAUCCAUCAUAGGUGGUUCAGCCAUGAAAGGAGCAGAAACGCUAAGAGAGGAAGGCUUUAAAGGUAGCUAAUAAACCUUAUAUGAGUUGGACCCAAUCAAAUUUAACCCUUUAUUAGUCCCAAUAUCCACAAGCAAAUUCUCUCGACUGAUCUCCAUACUUUUCCUUAAAGAAUUAGUUGAGAUAAUUAUGUUUAAAGAAGACUGUAACAAUCCAUUGAACUAUCAAUGUGAAAUUAAUGCUGCAAUAGCGAUGGGCUGAUAGCAAAUUUGAAACAUCGAUAACAAUCGCGAUAGUGUAGCAAACUAUCAAUAGUUUUGAUAGUUUCUUUACUUCUAACAUUUUGACUUCUUUGGAAAACAAUCUAGUGUCCUACUGUACAUAGGAUUUUAAUGUCUUGAUUCUUUAACCGCAUAGUAGAUGACCACCACUUCUUAGUUAUAUCUUAAAGUAAAGUAAGGUAAAAACGGAUAUUCUUGAAGACUAUUGCAAUACUAUUGCAAGAGUACCUCCACUAUCACAAUAUCCAUGUGUCCUAUUGCAAUACAUAUAUUUGCAAUAGUUAAAACUUCCCCGAUAGCCAUCCCUAUUUUGCCUCAAUUUCCUUUAAGUGAUCAUUUUUAUACUUUUUUAUUACUUCUCAUAACCUUUUCUCUUGAUUGUGUUAUUGAUAUUGUUGGGCGAAAAUUGAUGUUGGUCACUCUUGUGACUUAAAGGGUGAACAUCAGUUCAAUGUAAAGUUUGCAGCCUUAUUAUUGUGCUUUCAGGCCGUGUUAUCAUGGUUACAAAGGAAUGUCACUUGCCUUAUGAUCGACCAAUUCUAAGUAAGGUUAGUGUAUAGCUAACCAUUUUAUUAUGCAAUUUUUUUUACAAGGCCUUCUAAAUAUGAGAGCAGCAAACUAGGGAAAUUUUGAAGGAUUUUAUGGAGGUCACUUUAUUAGGACAUAACAUUAUGGUUGAUAAACUAGCAGUAAACGGUGGUUAGGGAGUGCAGGCAAACAUGUGGGUUUACAUUAGAGAUGUGAUGGAUGAGAAAUGUUCUCAUAAUUGAAAGGUUUCCUAGAAAAGGGGCACUUGUGUUCAAGUAAACAGUCACAAGUGCCCAUUUUCUGGGAAAAUAUCAGCGGCAGAUCAUCAGCAUGGAAACUGAAUUAAACAACACAGUAACAAUACUCAUAUUUACGAUUUUAUUCACAGUUGUUUAGGUACAAUUAGCGUGUGAAUGGUGAGGAGCGAGGAGAGAAUGCUGUAUUUGCAGGCAAAGAUACAAUGAAACAGUAAUGCUUGACACAAAUAAUCAUGACUGAGCAAAGUCUUAUAAUUCAAUCGAAUAUUCAAUCCAUGUUCAAUGACCAAAGGCCGUUGAUAUCCAAUAGUAAAUACUGAAAAAGAUUUAGUUUACCACUGGAGUUUAAAGCCUAUUGAAGCUUUCGAGGUGACAAGCGAAUUGUUAGUGCUUGGAAACAUGUAAAAAUUUUAAAAAACCAGGCACUGAAGUGAAACCUGAAAAAACUUAAUUUACAUGGAUUUCUAAACUUUGCUAAUACUCGCAACUUACCGAAAACAAUUGUAACUGGCUUUUUGUCAAUAAAAUCAGAAAAUAAAUGUAAACCUUCAGCAAAAUGUAUAGUUAAAACUUUCCAGUGCUUGGAAAUUUUAAUACAAUAAAGAAGUAAAAAACCUAUCAUUGUAUUUGUUUAGCCAUGAUACUGACGGGCAAUCAAAUGGUAUACCUCAGUUAACGUUUCUCUUUGUAGAAAUUAUCUGCCAGUGCUGAUUCAAUAAAGCUGCGAUCAGAUGAAUAUCUCAAGGAAUAUGGCAUUGAAGUCCUCUAUAAUGUUGAGGUAAGGACUUGGGUGUCAGUGUACCAUGCACUUUACAGUUAAGUUGUGAUAGCCUUGACUCUUCACUUUCAAUUUAUAAAUGCCAUUUAAAACUAAAUGAAAUAUUGUUGCUGCUUUCUUUAUUUAGGCCACCGCUCUAGAUUCUAAUAAAAAGACUGUCUUGUUAAGCAAUGGGACAGAGUUAAACUAUGACAAUGUUUUGAUUGCCACUGGUGGCAAGUAAGUACUAUGAGAUAUUUUUAUAUGUAUUUUAUGUUGUUUUUGUUGUUUAGUCUGCCUCAAUGCUGAUGCCUUAGCUUUAUGUUUUGUUUUGCCAAGUUUAGUUCAGUUGAUUGUCACUCUGUUGUACGUGUUACAGUAGGUCAAAUUUGAUUUCAGGUUAAUUUUGAUUUAGCCUACAAUCAUGGACAAAAGUCUUAGAACACUUUUGCAUUUCUGGGGCAUUUUCCAAUUCACACAGGUCCAACCCCUCCCCUCACCCCACAAACAAUGUUGGAAACGUGUAUCCAGACUUUUUUCCCGAGUUGUCAGUUGUAUAAGGUGGGGGAAGGGGGAACUGCAAGAAAAUUUCGAAGAGGGUGCACUGUUUUAUGAGGGAACCAAGAAAUGACAGAAAAAUAUGAGUAUUGCAGUACUGUCCCAAGGACUUUUCUCCAUGAUUGUAGGUUGACUCUCAGUUUCCAAUGUCUCCUAGCCGUAGAAGACAAAGGAAGUUGAGAAUCAACCCAGGUUAAAAAAAUUUCGACCUGAAAUCAAAUUCAACCCGUAACAUGCAUCCAUAUCAUUUUGUGAUGAAGUCUUCUCUUUCAUUAACAGGCCAAGAAGUUUGAAAUGCCCUGGAGUUGAUCUAGAGAAUGUUAUGCUGUUAAGAAGUCCUGAAGAUGCAAAUAAGAUCGGUUUGUUUUCAGCUUUACAUCAACAAUUUGAUUUGCAUUUUACAGGAAACUAAUCAAUAGACGGUGAGGAAAAUCAAACAAAAGGAAAGAAAGACUUUAGCUAAAUUAUUUAACAAGCCAAAAUAAUAUAUGACAAUAUAUUACUCACCAUAUUAUUAUUUUAUUAUAACUUUAGUAUGUCUUUCCACAGUUGAGUUGGUCCCUGGAAAGAAUGUAGUCAUCAUAGGAACAUCAUUUAUUGGUAUGAAUGAUCUAACACUAAACAGCGUGUUAAAUAAUAUGGUCAAUCCCAUUUAAUUCUUUAUUCUGAAUGAGAUCCAAUGGCAUUACCAUUCAAAUAAAACCUCUUUAGCAGAAUUUUCACUUGGUCCUUUGUUUAUCAGCAAUUUGCAAUAGAAGAUAUGACACUUUUUUAAAAUUUUGAUUCUGAAUUCUUUACCGUAGGUAUGGAAUUGGCAUCAAAUUUUGCUGACAAGGCAGCCUCAGUGACUUGUGUUGGUAGAAGCAAUACUCCUUUUGCAAAUAUUUUUGGAGAGAAAAUUGGUGCUAUGCUGAAAAAGGUAUUGCAAAAGUUGUCUUCCUAAAGUAGUAGUUAGAAAUAACAACAAACUCUAAGACACUUACAGACAGAAGAAACCCUGCAUAUGGUUUAUGAUUACAAUAUUUGUCUUCUGAAAACUAUUUUGAAGAAGAAAUAACAAUAUCUUGAGACAGAGAGGUAAAAAUGCUUAGGUGUUAGGUGAAAAAUUGUCUGGAAUCCACACAGACAAGCAAGGUUUCACUGCUAGUGAAGUAAGUCUUAAAAAAAUAGGAUGAAGUCAACUAAUUUAUAUGACUGAGUGAUUGAAGUUAUCCUGUAUGAUUUCCCUUAUGACAUUAGGAGGCUUCAAGAAAAACAUACUUUAGUAAAAUAGUUAUUGCCAAUGAUAGAUUGAGACACACAAAAAAAUUUCCAUUACUGUGUUUUGGAAUGAAAUUUUAUAAUGAUUGUUUUUAUUGCGUUGUCUCAUCUUCCAGGUGCAUGAAAAUAAGGGUGUGAAAUUCAUCACUGAUGCAGCUGUAAAGGAAUUUAAAGGAGAAAAUGGAAAAGUAAGAAAUAAGAAAUGUAGAAUAUCGAAAAGCAAAAUUAAUGUCAUCAUACAUUUUACCUGUUUUAUUCAGUUCUUCCUAGAUGACAGGCUGUCUCUAUUUUUUUCUUAGUGCAUUACAAUGUGCCAAUGUCUUGUAUUCACCCCCUCUCGAUAAAUGCCCCGUCUUUCUGCCCUGUAGCAUCAAAGUAGGCAUGAUUGAGUUAGUUUGUGGUAAAACUCUGUUUUAUUGUUUAGUUGACAGCAGUUUGCUUCGACAAUGGCACAGAAAUUCCUGCAGAUAUUUGUAUUCAAGGUGUAGGUAGGUUGUACUUUCUUGACAUGGUUUAAUGUUGAUUUUGAUAUUAUAGUGAAAUGCAUCAAUGAAUUAUUGCACAUGAAAGAUGAAAGAACAUGUGAUAUGUUAAAUGAUCACUCUAAGGCUUAGUCUGCCACACAUCCGUUUUUAGUGUCGUCACACAAUGGCAACGAGGAGGAGCAUUGCGUGACGACCAUAAAAACGGCUGUGUAGCAGACUAUGUAAGGCUUGACUUGGAAUCGAACCUUGGCCUUUGUGAUGAUUGAACGCCACACACUACGCAACUGAGCCAGUCAAGCCAACAGGAUAGUAGGCCAUUAUUGUGAAUUUUUAAUAUUUCUGAUAGUUGAAAUAAAAAGAGAAUAUAUUUUGGAUUGAAUCAAUAAACUGCAGAUGGAAAAGUUGUUAUCUUGUAUUCAAAUUGAUUUAGCCAUUGAUCCUUCCAAAAUAAAUGGGAAGCCUUUUUUUGAGUAGAGUCAAGUAGUCUAAACAGGCCUACGUGUUUAGAAAGUGCAAAGGAUGCACACCUUAGUAGUAAGAAUUGAUUUUUUGCUCGCUCACGUCUUUCACUCACUCUGCCAUCUCUGAGAAAAUAAGUUAUUUCCGAUUUUGUGAAUUAAAGGCAAAUGGGCUAGUCAAUGAAAAGAACUUGCUUGAUUCUUUUUUGUGUGUAGUGUAAGUGGUUGCCUUUGUCUUCUCUAGGUGUUAUCCCUUCUACGGAUUUCUUGAAGUCUAGUGGAGUACCAUUGUCCAGUCGUGGGGAUGUAGUUGUUGACAAAGUAAGUGAUGCAAUUUAGGCAAAUCAGCCAUGAGUAACCAGCCACUAACUUAAUAAGUGCAGUAUAAAAAUAUCCGCAUAGAACAGUGAAGAAGCUUUCCAAGGAAACACUCAACAAAGUUUAAUACGGGAAGGUUCUUCCCCGAGGCCUAACCUCUUACCCUUUUACAUGCUAGUUUUGACAGAAAAGGUACCCAUUUCGUAUACCUUUUAUUAACAAAUGGUACCUCUUUCACAUGCCAAGUAUAGAACGCUGAAAAAUACCUGAGGCCUGAUAAGGGACCCUUUUUGGGCGGAGCCUCCUGGUAUUGGCUAUUAAAGGGAGUAACCCUUUCCCGGGCAUUAUCCACAGGAGCUGAGUGAAUGGCAUCUGCACGGACAGUGGACUUCCCCUCCUCCCACAUUACCUUCCCCUUCUUCUUCUUCAUCUGUUUCAUUCCUCCCCCACCUCAUCUCGCCCCAUCCCGGCUUGCCUAACUAAUAAUCGUAGCCAGAACCAACAGUUACUUGAAGACUGUUUUGGGAAAUUGAGGCCCAUUGCCCCACAAGCAGAAAACUAAUUUGAUGUUGUUUUUACGGCUGCUUCUGGUGGGAGGUGAGGUGGGGCGAGCAGACGGCCACAGGGUAGUAAGAGUUAGCUCCUCGAUGGGACUAGAUAGCCUGCAUUUUAAGAAAUGUUUUUUACUUCCGGCUGCUUUGUUUAAAAAUGCCUUGUAAUUUUUACAGUACCUGAAGGCAUGCGAGGGUGUGUUUGCUGCUGGAGAUAUUGCACACUUUCCUCUAAAGAUGUUGAACGGGGAGGCAGUUUCUCAAUUUGAUUUGCAUUUUACAGGAAACUAAUCAAUAGACGGUGAGGAAAAUCAAACAAAAGGAAAGAAAGACUUUAGCUAAAUUAUUUAACAAGCCAAAAUAAUAUAUGACAAUAUAUUACUCACCAUAUUAUUAUUUUAUUAUAACUUUAGUAUGUCUUUCCACAGUUGAGUUGGUCCCUGGAAAGAAUGUAGUCAUCAUAGGAACAUCAUUUAUUGGUAUGAAUGAUCUAACACUAAACAGCGUGUUAAAUAAUAUGGUCAAUCCCAUUUAAUUCUUUAUUCUGAAUGAGAUCCAAUGGCAUUACCAUUCAAAUAAAACCUCUUUAGCAGAAUUUUCACUUGGUCCUUUGUUUAUCAGCAAUUUGCAAUAGAAGAUAUGACACUUUUUUAAAAUUUUGAUUCUGAAUUCUUUACCGUAGGUAUGGAAUUGGCAUCAAAUUUUGCUGACAAGGCAGCCUCAGUGACUUGUGUUGGUAGAAGCAAUACUCCUUUUGCAAAUAUUUUUGGAGAGAAAAUUGGUGCUAUGCUGAAAAAGGUAUUGCAAAAGUUGUCUUCCUAAAGUAGUAGUUAGAAAUAACAACAAACUCUAAGACACUUACAGACAGAAGAAACCCUGCAUAUGGUUUAUGAUUACAAUAUUUGUCUUCUGAAAACUAUUUUGAAGAAGAAAUAACAAUAUCUUGAGACAGAGAGGUAAAAAUGCUUAGGUGUUAGGUGAAAAAUUGUCUGGAAUCCACACAGACAAGCAAGGUUUCACUGCUAGUGAAGUAAGUCUUAAAAAAAUAGGAUGAAGUCAACUAAUUUAUAUGACUGAGUGAUUGAAGUUAUCCUGUAUGAUUUCCCUUAUGACAUUAGGAGGCUUCAAGAAAAACAUACUUUAGUAAAAUAGUUAUUGCCAAUGAUAGAUUGAGACACACAAAAAAAUUUCCAUUACUGUGUUUUGGAAUGAAAUUUUAUAAUGAUUGUUUUUAUUGCGUUGUCUCAUCUUCCAGGUGCAUGAAAAUAAGGGUGUGAAAUUCAUCACUGAUGCAGCUGUAAAGGAAUUUAAAGGAGAAAAUGGAAAAGUAAGAAAUAAGAAAUGUAGAAUAUCGAAAAGCAAAAUUAAUGUCAUCAUACAUUUUACCUGUUUUAUUCAGUUCUUCCUAGAUGACAGGCUGUCUCUAUUUUUUUCUUAGUGCAUUACAAUGUGCCAAUGUCUUGUAUUCACCCCCUCUCGAUAAAUGCCCCGUCUUUCUGCCCUGUAGCAUCAAAGUAGGCAUGAUUGAGUUAGUUUGUGGUAAAACUCUGUUUUAUUGUUUAGUUGACAGCAGUUUGCUUCGACAAUGGCACAGAAAUUCCUGCAGAUAUUUGUAUUCAAGGUGUAGGUAGGUUGUACUUUCUUGACAUGGUUUAAUGUUGAUUUUGAUAUUAUAGUGAAAUGCAUCAAUGAAUUAUUGCACAUGAAAGAUGAAAGAACAUGUGAUAUGUUAAAUGAUCACUCUAAGGCUUAGUCUGCCACACAUCCGUUUUUAGUGUCGUCACACAAUGGCAACGAGGAGGAGCAUUGCGUGACGACCAUAAAAACGGCUGUGUAGCAGACUAUGUAAGGCUUGACUUGGAAUCGAACCUUGGCCUUUGUGAUGAUUGAACGCCACACACUACGCAACUGAGCCAGUCAAGCCAACAGGAUAGUAGGCCAUUAUUGUGAAUUUUUAAUAUUUCUGAUAGUUGAAAUAAAAAGAGAAUAUAUUUUGGAUUGAAUCAAUAAACUGCAGAUGGAAAAGUUGUUAUCUUGUAUUCAAAUUGAUUUAGCCAUUGAUCCUUCCAAAAUAAAUGGGAAGCCUUUUUUUGAGUAGAGUCAAGUAGUCUAAACAGGCCUACGUGUUUAGAAAGUGCAAAGGAUGCACACCUUAGUAGUAAGAAUUGAUUUUUUGCUCGCUCACGUCUUUCACUCACUCUGCCAUCUCUGAGAAAAUAAGUUAUUUCCGAUUUUGUGAAUUAAAGGCAAAUGGGCUAGUCAAUGAAAAGAACUUGCUUGAUUCUUUUUUGUGUGUAGUGUAAGUGGUUGCCUUUGUCUUCUCUAGGUGUUAUCCCUUCUACGGAUUUCUUGAAGUCUAGUGGAGUACCAUUGUCCAGUCGUGGGGAUGUAGUUGUUGACAAAGUAAGUGAUGCAAUUUAGGCAAAUCAGCCAUGAGUAACCAGCCACUAACUUAAUAAGUGCAGUAUAAAAAUAUCCGCAUAGAACAGUGAAGAAGCUUUCCAAGGAAACACUCAACAAAGUUUAAUACGGGAAGGUUCUUCCCCGAGGCCUAACCUCUUACCCUUUUACAUGCUAGUUUUGACAGAAAAGGUACCCAUUUCGUAUACCUUUUAUUAACAAAUGGUACCUCUUUCACAUGCCAAGUAUAGAACGCUGAAAAAUACCUGAGGCCUGAUAAGGGACCCUUUUUGGGCGGAGCCUCCUGGUAUUGGCUAUUAAAGGGAGUAACCCUUUCCCGGGCAUUAUCCACAGGAGCUGAGUGAAUGGCAUCUGCACGGACAGUGGACUUCCCCUCCUCCCACAUUACCUUCCCCUUCUUCUUCUUCAUCUGUUUCAUUCCUCCCCCACCUCAUCUCGCCCCAUCCCGGCUUGCCUAACUAAUAAUCGUAGCCAGAACCAACAGUUACUUGAAGACUGUUUUGGGAAAUUGAGGCCCAUUGCCCCACAAGCAGAAAACUAAUUUGAUGUUGUUUUUACGGCUGCUUCUGGUGGGAGGUGAGGUGGGGCGAGCAGACGGCCACAGGGUAGUAAGAGUUAGCUCCUCGAUGGGACUAGAUAGCCUGCAUUUUAAGAAAUGUUUUUUACUUCCGGCUGCUUUGUUUAAAAAUGCCUUGUAAUUUUUACAGUACCUGAAGGCAUGCGAGGGUGUGUUUGCUGCUGGAGAUAUUGCACACUUUCCUCUAAAGAUGUUGAACGGGGAGGCAGUUUCUAUCGGUCACUGGCAGAUCUCUCACAAGCAUGGUGUGUAUGGCUUUUUUAUUCGCCAGUUUGCCACAGAAACGAGAAGGAAACUGGACCGAGUUAACUUUUGCAAAGACUUCUGGGACUGUUACCAGGGGAUGGGGAAAAAUUGGCCAAUAGCAGAACGACGCGUCAUUAGUAACGAUCCCAGAAACAAUUGCAGGACGCUUUUUGGCUUCAGUUCCCUUUUCGUUGCUAGAGUAGCUACAGUCGACUCCCGAUAACUCGAACCUUUAAGGGAAAUCGAAAAAAGUUCGAGUUAUCGGGAGUUCGAGUUAUUGGGAGCUCGAAGAAAAUAGCCGAGAGUAAGGUGAAAAACAGUUUUUACUGCACAGUGAACAUUUUAAUCGCAUUUAAUUGUAGAAAUGUCAAGUGAAAAUUAAAAGAUACUUCUAGAUUAUAAAUCAGAACGUAACGUAACAAAACAUAGCCUAAAUAGAGCAUGCGUUUUACUGUUUUGAGAAGUACAGCUGCUUCACGUUAGCCUGUGACAAUCAACAUCGGCCUCCAUUAGUAAACUAUACUCCUACAACACGUUAAUAGGAAAUCCAAAAUUCAGUGUUUCGGACGCCAGUGGACGGCUUUUUUCCCGACUUUUUAAGGGUUCAAAACAUGGUUCGAGUUAUCGAGGGUAAAAUUAUAUAGAAAAUGACCUGAGGGGAAACGAAAACUGGUUCGAGUUAGCGGGAGUUCGAUUUAUCGAGGGUUCGAGUUACCGAGGGUAAAAUUACAGUAAAUGUAUGACGGAAAUCCAGGGGAAAUCGAUUUUGGUUCGAGUUAGCGCGAGGUUCGAGUUAACGGGAGUCGACUGUAAUUCUUCAGCUGUUGAUUGCUCAAAACCUACUUCCUGCUUUGUUCACUUCUGUCAGGGACUUUCAUGUUAUGCACUGUAUUGUGUUUAUAUUCAGGUCUUACAGCUGCGCGUAACAUGCUUGGACGAAAAGAAGAGAUCAACACUAUUCCUUUCUUUUGGACUUCCCAAUACGGCAAGAGUAUCCGAUAUUGUGGUAAGUUAAACUCAUUGUUAGCUCAUCUGCAACAUCGAUUUGUUAUUAUUUUAGAUCUGAAACUGGUGUAAGUAUUGGUUCUUUAACUUAUUUCAAAUCUCAUUAAAAUACACAAAGGCAAAGCCUCAGGAGCUGUCCGUGAUAACAAAGUCCCUGUGCAUACCUCUGUUUUAAUUUUUGCCAAGGGAUGUAUGUACUUAGAUGAGCCCAGGAUCGGAAGAAGGGAAUGAAAGAAAGACUGCAAGUAAAUUCAAUUUUUCUUUGGCUGGCUUUAGUUCAACGCGACUCAAAGAACCUGGGAACGAGUUUGCAAGAAAAUCAUGAUUUCAUCACCCAUCGCGCAUGUCUCGUCACUUCCGUCAACGCUUGUCUCUUGAAAGACCAGCUAAAGCGAGAAACAGAACAGUGGUGCAUAGCGAAAAAAAAACUGCAAGGAAUUCUUUUCUUGACAAGAUCCUCUUUCAAUAAUCAUCAUCUUUAUCGUUAUUUUUAAUUGAAAAUAGUUUUCUGUUUAUAUUAUUACCUGUAUUAGUGUAAUGUUUAUAUGUUUAGUGUGUUUUUGUGCGUUGUUGCUCAGGGCUCCCAUUGAUAACAGACAGCUUUUUGCGUCUGAAGGGGCUACCCUGAGCGGUAUAAAUUAAUAAAGGUUCUUCUUCUUCUUCUAUCAUCAUCAUCAUUACAUUCACUGUUACAGACAGUAUCAUCAACAAAUCACCGUCCGUCAUCAAGAGAGUCAUCUUUUAUCACUAAGUGCGAGAAAAAAGGUGUGAGAGAAAGUGGCGCGAGAUUUUUCAUCCAAUAGCGAAGUCAUGACUGGUUUUGGUAUACACUCUGAUGGUGGAGAAAAUUUAGAUUUUUUGACUGGUUUUAGUAUUUAUUCUGAUUGGUGAAAAAAUCGUUGCUGAAUGUUUCAGCGAAUCACAAAGUCAUUACCAGUUUCGGUUUGGGUGCUGACAACUGAGCGAGAUUUUUCAGCCAAUCAAAAGGGUAAGCAUAGCAAUCCUAAGUCGAGGACGGCCCUUGAAACGAGAUGCCAACUUUUGAAUCUUCAUUGGAAAAUAACUUUACCAUGUUCAGUUGAUGAAAUCAUUUUGACCAUGACAGUCAACUAAUUACUUUCGAUACUCAACUGUAACGUGCUAUAUCCCCAAAACAGCCACUUGUUUUGUUUUACUGUGUUUUAGCCUUCUCGACGUGGUGACAUUUAGCCACCAUUUCACAGUGUGCUCUUCUUCAGGCCUACCUUUAAAUCCACUCUUUUUGAUUUCAGGUCAUGCAAAAUCUUUUGAUGAUGUUAUCAUCGAAGGAGAUGUAGAUGAACAGAAAUUCACAGCUUACUAUGUCAAGUGAGUCUACUAGGUUUCUUUGAUGCUGCUCAGUCCACGCGCCAGUCGUUAACGACUGGUUUUGAUUCGUUUCCUGUAACGCACUAUACACAUAAGACAGCCUAACAGAAAGCCUGUACACCAUAACAGUAGCUGUAGGGCAAACUAGAACUAUACCUAAUAGGCCUGGUCUAUCAUAUUUCUUUAUCGUUCAGAAGUCACUUACAGGUAGUAGUAGCAGUAGUGGUAGUGGCAGUUGUCGUGGUCGUGGUUACUUUUACAAUCUGUUCAAGACAUGACGCUGAUUUAUUGCCAUUAUUGGCUUACUAAAAUUUAAAGAGGGCUUUACAAUUCAUAGAGUAACGGAGCUCAUAAACGGACUGAUAUCCGCAGUCAGCGUGGCGCUAUUAUGUGCUUAAUGUUCAUCAUUACCUUUCCUAACCUUUCCUUACCUUAUCUUAACUUUCCUGUAAUUACAUUACAUCACAUUACAUUGCAUUGCAUUGCAUUGCAUUGCAUUACAUUACAUUACUCAGGUGACUCAGAGGCCAUGAGGGCGAGAGGAAUAAUCGUUUUAGUAAAAUCCAACUAAUUGGUCAAAAAUAUCGAGACCAAACAACUUUAGCUGGCAAAACGCGAUUCAGCCGCCAUUGUUUUGGUUUUCAAAGCCGGCGCUUUUCGCUACUAGUGGGCAAUAACAUAUAGCCUAGUAGUAGCUCGACCAAUUAGAACGCAGCACUGAUAAUAGACCACUAGUUGGAUUUUGCUAAUACAUUACAUUACCUCCUUGGUUGAUUGUUUUGUCUCUUGUUUCUCCAGAGGUGACCGUGUUCUAGCUGUAGCUACCAUGGGGCCUGGGAACGCUUGUGCUAAGGCAGCUAAUCUGAUGUUUGAAGGGAAGAUGCCUUCUGCUUCUGACAUAAAGUAAGGGAACUCUAUAGUGAUACCUUUCAUGGCACAACAAAAUUCUAUCCAUAUUUUUUUAAAACCGGAAUAGAAAAAGCCCUUCUAAGAAAUCUAUAGCAGUACUGAUCGAAAUAUCUUCUGCCUUCUCUGGCUUUGAAUUAAGCUUCAAAACGUCAUAAUAAAUCGAGUUCAUUUCAAUACAUUGGGGGGGGGGGGGGGGGGUGUCAAGUGAAAAUUAAAAGAUACUUCUAGAUUAUAAAUCAGAACGUAACGUAACAAAACAUAGCCUAAAUAGAGCAUGCGUUUUACUGUUUUGAGAAGUACAGCUGCUUCACGUUAGCCUGUGACAAUCAACAUCGGCCUCCAUUAGUAAACUAUACUCCUACAACACGUUAAUAGGAAAUCCAAAAUUCAGUGUUUCGGACGCCAGUGGACGGCUUUUUUCCCGACUUUUUAAGGGUUCAAAACAUGGUUCGAGUUAUCGAGGGUAAAAUUAUAUAGAAAAUGACCUGAGGGGAAACGAAAACUGGUUCGAGUUAGCGGGAGUUCGAUUUAUCGAGGGUUCGAGUUACCGAGGGUAAAAUUACAGUAAAUGUAUGACGGAAAUCCAGGGGAAAUCGAUUUUGGUUCGAGUUAGCGCGAGGUUCGAGUUAACGGGAGUCGACUGUAAUUCUUCAGCUGUUGAUUGCUCAAAACCUACUUCCUGCUUUGUUCACUUCUGUCAGGGACUUUCAUGUUAUGCACUGUAUUGUGUUUAUAUUCAGGUCUUACAGCUGCGCGUAACAUGCUUGGACGAAAAGAAGAGAUCAACACUAUUCCUUUCUUUUGGACUUCCCAAUACGGCAAGAGUAUCCGAUAUUGUGGUAAGUUAAACUCAUUGUUAGCUCAUCUGCAACAUCGAUUUGUUAUUAUUUUAGAUCUGAAACUGGUGUAAGUAUUGGUUCUUUAACUUAUUUCAAAUCUCAUUAAAAUACACAAAGGCAAAGCCUCAGGAGCUGUCCGUGAUAACAAAGUCCCUGUGCAUACCUCUGUUUUAAUUUUUGCCAAGGGAUGUAUGUACUUAGAUGAGCCCAGGAUCGGAAGAAGGGAAUGAAAGAAAGACUGCAAGUAAAUUCAAUUUUUCUUUGGCUGGCUUUAGUUCAACGCGACUCAAAGAACCUGGGAACGAGUUUGCAAGAAAAUCAUGAUUUCAUCACCCAUCGCGCAUGUCUCGUCACUUCCGUCAACGCUUGUCUCUUGAAAGACCAGCUAAAGCGAGAAACAGAACAGUGGUGCAUAGCGAAAAAAAAACUGCAAGGAAUUCUUUUCUUGACAAGAUCCUCUUUCAAUAAUCAUCAUCUUUAUCGUUAUUUUUAAUUGAAAAUAGUUUUCUGUUUAUAUUAUUACCUGUAUUAGUGUAAUGUUUAUAUGUUUAGUGUGUUUUUGUGCGUUGUUGCUCAGGGCUCCCAUUGAUAACAGACAGCUUUUUGCGUCUGAAGGGGCUACCCUGAGCGGUAUAAAUUAAUAAAGGUUCUUCUUCUUCUUCUAUCAUCAUCAUCAUUACAUUCACUGUUACAGACAGUAUCAUCAACAAAUCACCGUCCGUCAUCAAGAGAGUCAUCUUUUAUCACUAAGUGCGAGAAAAAAGGUGUGAGAGAAAGUGGCGCGAGAUUUUUCAUCCAAUAGCGAAGUCAUGACUGGUUUUGGUAUACACUCUGAUGGUGGAGAAAAUUUAGAUUUUUUGACUGGUUUUAGUAUUUAUUCUGAUUGGUGAAAAAAUCGUUGCUGAAUGUUUCAGCGAAUCACAAAGUCAUUACCAGUUUCGGUUUGGGUGCUGACAACUGAGCGAGAUUUUUCAGCCAAUCAAAAGGGUAAGCAUAGCAAUCCUAAGUCGAGGACGGCCCUUGAAACGAGAUGCCAACUUUUGAAUCUUCAUUGGAAAAUAACUUUACCAUGUUCAGUUGAUGAAAUCAUUUUGACCAUGACAGUCAACUAAUUACUUUCGAUACUCAACUGUAACGUGCUAUAUCCCCAAAACAGCCACUUGUUUUGUUUUACUGUGUUUUAGCCUUCUCGACGUGGUGACAUUUAGCCACCAUUUCACAGUGUGCUCUUCUUCAGGCCUACCUUUAAAUCCACUCUUUUUGAUUUCAGGUCAUGCAAAAUCUUUUGAUGAUGUUAUCAUCGAAGGAGAUGUAGAUGAACAGAAAUUCACAGCUUACUAUGUCAAGUGAGUCUACUAGGUUUCUUUGAUGCUGCUCAGUCCACGCGCCAGUCGUUAACGACUGGUUUUGAUUCGUUUCCUGUAACGCACUAUACACAUAAGACAGCCUAACAGAAAGCCUGUACACCAUAACAGUAGCUGUAGGGCAAACUAGAACUAUACCUAAUAGGCCUGGUCUAUCAUAUUUCUUUAUCGUUCAGAAGUCACUUACAGGUAGUAGUAGCAGUAGUGGUAGUGGCAGUUGUCGUGGUCGUGGUUACUUUUACAAUCUGUUCAAGACAUGACGCUGAUUUAUUGCCAUUAUUGGCUUACUAAAAUUUAAAGAGGGCUUUACAAUUCAUAGAGUAACGGAGCUCAUAAACGGACUGAUAUCCGCAGUCAGCGUGGCGCUAUUAUGUGCUUAAUGUUCAUCAUUACCUUUCCUAACCUUUCCUUACCUUAUCUUAACUUUCCUGUAAUUACAUUACAUCACAUUACAUUGCAUUGCAUUGCAUUGCAUUGCAUUACAUUACAUUACUCAGGUGACUCAGAGGCCAUGAGGGCGAGAGGAAUAAUCGUUUUAGUAAAAUCCAACUAAUUGGUCAAAAAUAUCGAGACCAAACAACUUUAGCUGGCAAAACGCGAUUCAGCCGCCAUUGUUUUGGUUUUCAAAGCCGGCGCUUUUCGCUACUAGUGGGCAAUAACAUAUAGCCUAGUAGUAGCUCGACCAAUUAGAACGCAGCACUGAUAAUAGACCACUAGUUGGAUUUUGCUAAUACAUUACAUUACCUCCUUGGUUGAUUGUUUUGUCUCUUGUUUCUCCAGAGGUGACCGUGUUCUAGCUGUAGCUACCAUGGGGCCUGGGAACGCUUGUGCUAAGGCAGCUAAUCUGAUGUUUGAAGGGAAGAUGCCUUCUGCUUCUGACAUAAAGUAA